Molecule: messenger RNA, 11019 nt
Organism: Symbiodinium sp. CCMP2456
Lineage: Eukaryota; Dinophyceae; Suessiales; Symbiodiniaceae
Source: the annotation of a GenBank genome assembly
AUGCUCAAAAGACUCCUGCAGAAGCUACGUGGCUGCAUCAGGUAUGAGCCUUUCAAUGAGUACGAGAACAAAGUCAGAAUCGGCGAAUACAAGUCUGGGAGGUUUGCGCUAAGCUUCGAUCGACUAGGUGGCAGCAACAAGCAUCCACCGUGCUCGGACUUGCCACGAACACCAUUGGGCGCUGUGCUGACCAUUGGGUUUGUUGCUCUCAUUCUGACCCUCGUCAUCAGGGGCAUUGUUACGGCUGCAAGCAACGAGACAGAGGCAAAGCGAAAGCAUUGGCUGGACUCAGCGAUGCUGCUUGGGAUCACGCUGGGAGGGGACCCACCUCUGAGCGUCUCCGUUGCCGCACCGGCUAUUCAAGCAGCGAUCCAAGCCUCGCGCGUAGCCGAGAUCAGCGUCCUCGAGGCCGUGAAGGGAGGCCUUGUCCGACCCGAAGCAAAGCGGACUCCGGAGCAGAUCUCUGCCAUGAAGGUCAGGGUCGUGAUGGUCGCGGAUCUGGGUCUGGCCCCUUUUGCCAACUUCAUGCUCUUCGUGAACUUCCAGUCCAGGUGCCCGGGCCCCCGUCGUUUGACGCUUGGCUGGCCGCAGAAAAUAAUCGAAAACACGCUGCUGAUGCUGAGCAUGGAGUUAAGGAACGCAGGCCAAGCGGAAGGCCGCAAACGGGAGAAAAUUGCGGACAAGCUGCGUGGCGCUAGCCGAGCUCCACUUGGAGCUGGGGCGAGCUUGUACCAUCGAGAACCGGGAGAGCUCCAUGAUAUGGGCACGGUCAUCCUGACCAAUGCGUUUUUUGGAGCUCCGUGCCGGCAGGCCACGGGGACGUUUCGAAGCAAGGAGUGCAUUGACAUUGUGCUCCCCGGCGGGCAGGACGCUGUCCAGGGGUCCGAGCGGCGGCCCCUGGAAAGUCGAGAGGUGGCUGUGCUCAUGUCAGUGAACAUUCAGCAUGCUUUUUUACAUGAAGGUGAACGAUUCAUGACUACCGAUCGUGCGUCAUCGUGUAGAGAUCGCCGCCAUCUUGGGCACCGCAGCUCCGUGCACAAAAUCCUGGUGGCCCUGGUCAUGGUGGGAGCAGGGGACCGCCUCAAGGUGCACAUGGAUAAGACCAAGACGAAGAAGCUCCUGCGCAAGGCCCAGCAAGAGAAUGCUGAAGCCCAACAAGAGAAUGCUGAUGGCAACGGUCGUGACACGUGGGACUCUACCUUGCCAUACCUUGAGAGCCGCCCUGGAAAUGAGUCUUCGCCCUGCUUCCGUGAACUCGGCGAGUUCCGCCUUCUACCUGGCUGGACCCGGGUUCGGGGCGCUCUGGUCCUGGCACAGAUCGCGCAGGGGCGCAAGGAUAAGGUCAAGAAUGACCGCAACGGAGGUGAAGAUGGUCUCACGGCCGCUACCAUUAACUUGGACUAUGUAGCCAUCAACCUCGAUUGCAUCAACGAGGACCUGAACUCCGUGGAUUUGGCCUCCUGCCGAUAUGAAGUUGAGGCCGAGGAGGGAGGUCUUGGACAGCCAUGGUAUUGGAUAUCGCAGAUGAUCGGGGAGGCAGCUAUACCUUCUCUGGAUGUUCCGGUCAUGGAGGUGCGCCUUACGAGUAUUGUGCAGUUCUUUGAGAAGACAAGAGAGACCAGCUUGGACAAGGUGAUUAUCACCGAUCUUCUGGGCUUGUCCGAGUCUUUGGUCUCCAGCAAUGAGGCGACGCCACCUACGCUGUCGGCGGUGGACAGCGUGCAAGCUCCAUUGGGCAGUUUUCACGAGAGCAGUGCCGUGCUGACAUCCAGCGUCCUCUCGAAGACGGUCAAGACUUUCAAUGACAUGCAGGGUUCUGCUGCCAGCCAUCUCUUUGACGACACCAUGAUGUACUGGUAUCUCAAACGCAACGUCUUUCAGAGCUUGGCAGAUUUCUUUGAGCACAAGGUGGCACUGUAUAUGCGAUUUGAUAGGGACCAACUGCGACAGCUAAAAAGCUGCCAACUCCAGGUGGGCCUGGUGAACGAAGCCAUGUUCAAUCUGGUCAAGGACGACAUCAAGGAGGAUCGACGGAUAUUUUCAACGUUUCCCUUUCUGAAGUCUAAUCCGUUCUGUUGGCAGCCAGACAACUGGAAUCCCAUCACGCAUCGGUUUUCUCCCGGCACGGAUGCAAGCGUGACCGCAAAUCUUGUCACAUUGCAGGAAACCAUGCGAUUAGACGAGCUGCUGGAGUUCAUCUUUGCUACAGGUUGGACACUACCCCAGGCCCCAUCUUCAGCAGACAUCAACUUGAGGCUGAGGACGAAGCUUGCUGGCGAGUGCGAUGCUUACGAGGAUUUCCAAGCGUCGUGUUCAGCGUGCAGCCACCUUCCUUGCCGAAAUGGUGGGAACUGCACAGACCUGCCCGGAUUCAAGUACCGGUGUAGCUGCGCGGAAGGUUUCUUUGGGGAGGAUUGCUCGGAGACGGAUGUUUUCGGGACGCAGCGGCGGCUCGACGUGACGGAGGAUUUCACUUGCAACUCUACACAGGCCGAGUCCGAGUACCCAGACGGAAAGUUCUGGUGCCAGUGUCGAAACGGCUCUGAAGUUUUGAUCAGGUCCAACUUGAUCUCUGUGAUUCAAAGCUGGGGCAUCUUCUUUAACUAUGUGACCAACUUCAACAACAGCUACUCCGAAAUAACGUGUGCAGAUGCAACCAUGACUGUGAAGACGACUUCGAGCCAGAAUGCCUUUGCCACCAGUCUGAGGACGGCAGCUGCUCCGAAUGCGUCACAAGACGAGCUGUACAUUCAGCAAAAGGACUGGGGAAGCGGGUUCGCGAGAGCCCCACCCUUCUACCUGAUGCUUUCGGGCCUCGCUGGUAUCGAGAGGGUUCUGAUCAGCGAAAUCCAGGUUCCCAGCUCGAAUUCCACCGAUCCCUUCGUGCUUCAAGCUUUCCGGGGCCUUGACAGCGGAUUCCGUCUAAAGUUUGACCUGGAGGAUCCAGGCGAUCCGCCUGCCACCCCGUCCAGCAAGUGGAUCUGCCACGCGAGGCUCUACAACGAUGGCAGGCAAUGCGACUGUCGAUGUGGGAUGCCGGACCCAGACUGUUUGUAUCCAAAUCUGCCGGUGACGAACUGCGGGCGUGGUGAGGUAUGCUCAAGGAUGGGACGCUGCACAACACCGGAGGCCUCUGCAGGUCUUUCAGAUGCUACACAGGUGUAUGUAUCUGAACCGUGCACCCAGCUGUUCCUUCCUGGCAGUACCGACCUGGCGGGCUUCAUGGGCACAGAGGAGGAGUAUCGGAACGUGAGUGGAGGUGGAUGUCCUACUUGUCCUUAUGAGCCCGGCGAUUUGUAUGGCGGUGCAGCGUCGUUGAGCGAGAACUGCGAUGACAACGGUCAGUGCUUCCAGGAGUUCAUGUGCCGAUACAAGGCUGAAGGCUUCAUCGAUGCUCGCCUGGUGAAGCAUUUCGACGAGUACCUCGAAGGAGCUGGAGAGGUGUUCGACUCUGCCAGACGGGGCUUUUACACUUUGGAGGGUGGUGCCACGAAUGCAAGCAACGCUUACCGACUGGUGGUUGUGAAGCUAGGAAGCAGGAGCCCUUUCCCCUAUGGCAAUGAUGUUGGCGCAUACAAGCUAGACAUCAACCAGGAUUGUGGCGGCACCGCAUGUGGGAACAAAGAGAUCAUAGAGGUAGUCCGAGCAGGAGCACCCGAUCGGAGCAACAGACAGGUCCUGAUGGUCAGAGCCUUGGCUCCAAGUGGGUUUCAGAAGCAACACUUCUCCAUUGGCAGUAUUAUCUCAGCUUUGUCGGAGAGCUCGACAGACGUCAUUGUGGAACUUAGCAAGGAAAAGUAUCACUUCCCGAUCAGUGGACCUUUCCAGGGACAGUUGGAUGCGAUUGGGAUUCAAUUUCAACAAUCCUCCGCGACACAGACCAAGAAGAUCCAGCGCCUCCUGCUGGAAACACCCCUUGAGCUGACAGCCGGCGUUCGCACAAGUAUAGUUCAGGAUGUGCCUCAAGGUAUGAAUCCAGACGCAAGCCUUCAUCCGAAAGCUGCCUUUGACGAUGCGGUGACGAUCGCCUCCCAUCCUUGGUAUGGGGCGACAGUCGUAUCGAAUCAGCUGGACAUGUACAGCUGGGAAUGGCCCACGGUCGACCUGUACGGUCUGGGAGCUAUCCAGUCGACAUCCUCGCUGGCCUUUGCCUUCAACACCUCAGAGUUUGUCGACGAAGACAGGGGCAAUGGGUGCUCGGAGGCUUAUAUGGAGAACACAUCGACAAUGAAAUGGGUUAAGGUUGAUGAUGCCUGGCAAGGGCUUUUUGGAUCUGAGGUUCUGCCUGCCAUGCUAUGUGACGGAAUUCAUGACGGGCAUGCACUGGCUACGGAUCAGGGUAUCACAGAGGCUUUGGCUUCAGCAACAGCCCAGAACAAGUCCCUCAUUCUUCUGAUUCGUGACAUAACAGGCACGCAAGUGACGAACUUCGAGAUCCGCGAGGUGGUGAAUGCAUGGAAGUACAGGGCCCCGGUGUGGUGGCCGGAUGACCCGGAGAACUGCUGGCUCACGAAUGACUCCAUGGUUGCCACGGAUUAUUGUUCCUGCAAAGACGACUGCCGGUGCAUGCCAGGGUGUUCGGAGGCAGAUUGCUCGACGGACAACGUUUCACAGAGAAGCUUCACAUGUGCCUACAGCGGUGUUGCCGCCAACAUGACUGAGAGGAUCCAAGUCAAAGGAUCGCUUCGCUGGCUACCUGAGGACUGGUCUUGUGGUGGUGAUGCCCUGGCAACAAGUUCCUAUUUUGCAGAUGGAACCUGUGACUGUGGAUGUGCGAGAUAUGAUCCAGAUUGCGCAGGGUUGUCAGGCAAUCCGCAGGCCUUUGCAGAGGAGAUUGAUGGUGGCAACGGAACUGUCCGAAACUACUGUGCCAACGAGGCAGCCUUGCUGGGAACCGACGGUUGGAACACCACAGUAACAUCGGCUGGGUGCCAGGGUUUCUUCUUCAUCCAAUUGCAUGCUUCCUCAACUGCACCCACGAGAUGGUCUCCGACUGUGUGUCGAAGGGAAGAAGAUGUGUCACUCAUGUUGCAGUUUGACGCAACUUGUGCCUUUGACGACGCUUCGGGGUUCAAAGCUGACGGAAGCAUCAUCUUGCGCGUACAAGACGUCAGUCUUGGCGAAAACUGCGCCAACUACACGGAUGAUGACGCGAGGUGUGCAUGGGGCAGUGUUUCAGAGGCCAAGUACCACUGCAGCCGCUUGGAACUUUGCAAGGCUGUCUACUGUGAUGCCAACGCGUGCUUUGCCGCCACCAGCACCAACAUGAGCUUCUGGACAGAGCCACCUCCAUCUGUGGAUGACAACUCAUCAACAGCAAGUGCCUGGUUCAAGUCGGAUCCUGCUUGCCAUUCAGCUCCUGCCUGGGUACUGGCUCAAAACAGCUCUCAGACGUGUACGGAGGCUUGCGAAGCUCGAGGUGACGUUUGCGACGAGAUUGCCUUGAAUCUGAUCGACACUCUGGAAGAGAUGAGUUUCUUAAACGAGAAGGCAAACCUGUCCUGUCUCGGCUACACGAGCCACUCAUUUGGCAAUGCGCCUGGUAUUUGCACGAACAGCUCCUGCUGCGGUGGUGAUUGUGCUGGCCAGUGCGUGUUUGGCCACACAGGUACGAAGAGAAGUUGUGGUUCCAGUGCUGGCGACCAUGAUGGUCUUCUCCGGCUUUGCCCUUGCAGUCCUUCCAACCAGGUCAGACAGACUGCUGUGAAUUCGACCACAGUGACGGCUCAUGUCCCUGAGCUUCCAGACUUCGGAGAGGCGAAGCCUGUGGUCGUGGACGAGGAGCUGGAGGUCAGCAUGCUCCAGGCAGUUCUGUCUCAGCAGAUUCAGCUGGACAACACCUCUUCUAGAUACAGCCGCUACGUGAGCAUCCGAAAUGGUUCAUGGCCAUACUCUGCAGACAAUACAAGCGAUUGGACUUCGGAUUGGUCCUCCAACGACUUGGGGCUCAGGGUCUUGUCCUUCAAUUUUACUCCGGACAUCAAUGCAUCAGCGCCGACGUCCAGCUGGCACAUGACAUGGAGGUACGUUCUUCAGGCUGGACGUGUGGUCAGCUCUGUGUGCCCUUCACGCUUUGGUUCCUCAUGCUCCUUUACCCCGGCACACGUUUUCAUCAAUGGCGUCCUGGUCGAAACGAUUCGAAUCUGGGCGGUGCCCGAGUCAUCGGUGGAACUCGACAGCUGGGUUGCCAGUGAGGACGUGGUCAGCAGCGACACCUGUAUUGAAUGCAAGAAUAUGACGGCAGCGAUCUCUCUGAAGAACGGGGCCAACGAGGUCAACAUAGUCCUCGAGGAAUCUGAAGAUGCAGAAGCUAGCUACAGCUUGAGCGUGCAGCAGCUGAACUUCUUGCCAACGUGCCAAGUGGCCAUGCAGGACACAUGGAGAUAUCGCUUCUGCAAGCCGUAUGACGCCACGCCAACUUGGGACAAGUCCAAGAUUAGGCAGACAUCGCUGUAUCUUUGGCAGCGGGAGAGACUGGAGGUGCUUACAUUUGCGGCACCUGUGCGAUUGAAGCACGACCGUGGCACAGUGGUUGAGACCGUGGUAAUGUCGCCGAAUACAACGGAUGCCAACCCUCUGGACUUCGGCGACCCCACAUUUUUCGACUUGGUAGAUUUCGGGAUUCAAAACAGAAGCGGCGCGGAGAACGACACAGGUUCCCGAAGGCUAGACAGUGGUGGAAUCGUUUCGCGGUCGCCAGCUCAAAACAGCGUGGAUCUAGAGGAGAAAGGGUCAACGGAAGAUCUGCGCAUCUUUAGCUCCUAUCACGCCCAGCGUCCAGGCAGUGCUGCCGAGACGCUUGGUCGUAUGGCUGCAGCAGACGAGGUCCCCCCAGAUGUGGUGGUUGCAGAAGUGAUGGACGGAAGCGGUGAAGUUCGCCUGGUUUUCACCGAAUGGGUCGUCAAGGCCAAGCAAUCCUCGAUGAUGGCUUCUUUACGAGUAAUGCCACAAGACAGGCUGCGGACCCAUGAUAUGAGGCUGAUGCAGGUAGAUCUGAUGAAGCGUGGCAAGGUUUUCGUGGAAGGCAGAAGGAAGUCUGCAAUCGUACAGAUCCGGGACCAGCUCUUGGAAGCUGGAUGUGUCGCAGAAAGUUUUACGGGAUGCCAGGCAGUGCUCGAUCUGCCUGAGGGUGCCUUCUUGGAUCGCAACAGGAAUCCCUCAAAGCCGCGCUCUGUAUUGAUUGACAACCUCUUGUUCAUCGACACCGCGAUGCUGGAGGAGCACUUUCGUCGACUCGCAGGUGAUGGCCAAGCUACAGGAACCCUACCUGGAUCUGGAACCGGUACCGAUACGGGUGCUGGCACGGGCACUGGCACUGGAACCGGGACGGGCGCUGGCACGGGCGAUGGCAACACUGGCGCUGGAACAGACUCCAGCAUAGCUACCACAACGACCACUUUCACGAUAACAUCAACAAUCACAACAAGCACCGCCACGAGCGGGUCUGGCAGCGGCACCUCGACAUCCAGUGGCACGGACAGCAGCGGCAGUGGAACGGGCACAGGCACGAACACAGGCGCCGGUACCAGUAGCGGCAGCACCUCCGGAACAGACAGUGGGACAGAUUCCAGCAGUGGUGGCAGCGGGACGGGCAGCAACACUGGAACGGGUACCGGUACGGAAAGUUCAGGCACAAAUACCGGAGAGGGCACCGGCAGCAGCAGCAGCACAAGCACAGGCAGCUCCGAAACAGAGAGCGGAAAAGAUUCCAGCGAUGGCAGCGGUACUGGUACGGGAAGUUCAGAUGCAGCGGACGAUACUGGCAGCGGGACGGGUGCGUCUGGCGGCGACAGCGGCACUGGUUCGAGCAGCUCCGACACUGGAUCGAACACUUCGAGUCCUGGCAGCUCCGGAACAGGCACAAGCACAGCAACUUUCGUUCUGGACAGCAGUUGGGCACAGUAUGAUGCGGAUCAAGACGAACAAAUCAGUGUGGAAGAGCUCCUUCUUGCCCUAGGUGGUUCUGGUGGUCCCGGCCCCGAUUCAGACGGUGGAAAGGGCCCUGGAGACCCUGAUCCUGGAGGUCCUGGGCAAGGCCCACCUCACAUGGACGAAGGAGGCCCUGGGGCGGGAAGAGGACCUCCUCCUAGUGGUGGCGACGACCAAGGUGGCUCCUCCGGCCCUGGCCCCUCUGGCCCUGGACCUUCUGGCCCUGAAGCAGGUCCUGAUGCAGGAGGUGGCAGUGGACCUGACUCGGGACCCGACUCGGGACCUGAAGAAGGCUGUGUGCAGUGCCAGGCGAGGAGGUUGGAGAUUCUGCCAGCUGGCACAGACGCAGUGGAACUUCUUCUCAGCCGACGUUUACAAGGUCAGGCCGUAGAGCUCCCGCGCCGUUUGCAAGGAGAGAAGUGUUGUCCCUCACAGCCCGGUGGACAGCCGACAGAUGACGUUUUGAAGGAAAUGAAGCAGCAGCAAAGCAAGAACCAGCCACUUGCCACUGGCAGCCAGGAGAACUUCUGUCAUUUCACGGAGCUCUUCGAUGUGGAAUUGGGCCAGUGUGUCAAAGGGCGAUGCAGAACGCCCUUCACAAGGCCUGAUGAGAAUCGUUUCUGCCAGAAGAUACCAGAGUCGGAGUUGAACAACAUAGACCAGGGCAAAGUGGUCUCUGACCAGCUGAAGCUGAAUGGGCUGCCGGCAAGAUUUGACGUGGAUUCCGUGCUCGCAGGCGGAAGCCAGAGAUCUGAAUUCGAAGAGGCUUUCAUCAGGGAUCUCGCGGGCCAGCUGGACAUUCCGGUCGCCAUGCUGGAGGUGACCGGUGUGGCUGAAGGCUCUGUCGUUGUCAGCUUCAGGAUACUUCCCGGCUCUCAAGAGGAAGAGGUGCCUGCGGAAGGUGGUGGGACCUCUGUGGAAACUGUAACAUUGGUGCCAAGCAUUGUCCAAAUGAGCCUUGCGACCGUACGGCAGACUCUGGACAGUGCAGCAUCUCUGGACAGCAUUCUCACCUACACUGACCCCGCUCAUGGCGUGGCACCACCGACAGCUCCACAAAGAGCACAGCAGUUCUCCGGGCAAGAGGCCUUGAUGCAGGCCUUUGACGGAGAAGCACUUGAAAAGGUACCGGCGAGGACUGUGGAAACUCCCGAGAUUUACAGCCUCGCGCCGGUUGGCAUAGGCGGCAGAACCAAGGUCAACGAGUACCUUCCGAGGAGCAGGGCAUCGGUCACGCAAGACGAAAAGUGGGAUGCACCGGACAAGGUAGACAUUGAUUUUGCUGUCUUCAUCACGCCUAUGCACAAGAAGGUCGACAAAGACAUCUUGUGUCCUUCCAGGGCGAUGGCGGAGGAUCCGGUCACGACAAUGUGGGCUCGAGAUGGCAACGAGCAUGGGUACGGCGGGAACUUCUUGUUCAACACCCCGGAGAUGAUGUCGUUCAAGCAAUGGCGAAUACCACCAGAUCGGCGCAUGAAAGUCCUGGAGUGUGAGACUUUCGACUGGCUUGAGGAGGUAAUGAAGGAGAAGGCAAUUCGCUCUGGCAAAAACUUCUCAGAGACGCAGAACCCUUACACGGCUGAAAAAAUGAAAGAUCUUGAUGCAACUUGCGGUAUGCCAGAUGAUGCCUGGAUCAACACAUCUUGCCAGGAUUUGCAGAGUCUGCGAGCGGACCACAAAGAUCAGUACCGUGUCUCUUGCAAUCAGGAGCUUUUCGCUUCCAGCACGAUGCGAAAAAAACUGUCGAUUCCCCUAAACGGGAAGUGGGUUUUCGCUGAAAGUCGGAGACCGGGAUCUUUGUAUAAGCCGGAAUGGAUGCUGGACACGCUGACGAGCUAUUACUUCACUUGGGACUCCACUGCCGAGGAAACCGAAAAGCUUUUCUCAAAGAACGCACCUGCCGGCGGAGAUGUCCAGCUCAUGGAGGACGACGCUCUAUGCACCGCACGUGGUCUGAAGACUCCGUGCCCCAUCGAGGUAUUAUACACCGGGAAGAUCCUUUACAAAGGGCAGCAUUCAGGAGACAACAAGAAGGUCCUGGAAAAGACUGGUGUCUCUCUCGCACACUUACCGGCAUCAAGUCCUACCGUGCAGCCUUUGCUCGAGAUCCACAUGGAUGUCGAGCGGACGGUCGAGCUAAUACGUAGAGGUAGACCACGGUGGUGGCCACUGGACGAGGACAUGACGCGAGAGAUUCUACAGUGCAACGCACGUUCUUAUUGGCGACUGCACCGCGAAGCUUGUCGGAAACAUGGAGUCGUCCAGCAGCCUGCGUUUCCUUUCGCGGUGGACUUGGAGGAGGCGAUGGCUGAUGUUACAGCUGCUCGAGACAAAAGUAUCACUUUGCAGCCGGGAUACGUCUACACUAUCGAUGUGGUGGUGGGAGUCAUUCCACUCUAUGUCAAGGACAUGUGGGGCAUGGUGAGAAUGUCGACCUUCUACGUCGAAGUGGAAUCUGCACGCGUCUACUCGCAGGUGCUGAGCUUCAAGGAGCGUAAUCAGGCGCAGGUGCGGCUCAAGUUCAGGCUAAGUGACAAGGCGAAGGCCUUGCUCAAACAACCCGUCUUGGGCUGGAUAGAUCUGGCAUCGCAAAGCGGUGCGUGGUUCGGAAUCUGGGGUCUGGCGUCGGUCAUCCUGUCUAGCUGCUACAGCUCUCUUCGGAUGUGGGGUGACCUUGGUCCGAAAGAUGGCGAGAUCACGCUAGAUGAAUAUCAGGCAAAGCACGAGAAGAAGCUUGAGCUCUUGAAACGGAAGGCUGCUCGAAGGAUCAAGGCUCAGCUUGAGCAGGCGUAUCAGCAGUACGGCAUCAACGUGAGCCUUCAGAAGGUUUCCGAGCUGCUGAUUGAGCCAUCUGAAUCCAAGAACUUGAGGAAGAAGGUCCUGCUCAAGGAGGUCUUGAAGGACAGCAACCCGCUGGCAGAAUUGCCGGCGCAUGUCGCGAACUUGCUGGGAGAGGUCCGUGUGCACCUCGACGACAUGGUUCGCUUGGACAGUAUGGCAGCGGAUGGCGAGGAUGACGAGCUGCAGCAACUAGAGGAGGAGGAGAAGAAGACACAGAUCCGAUGUGGCUCCUGCCUCUCAUACGCAUAG